GACCUUCCUUCCGCCACUUUCGUAUCCCUCGUGUUUGAUUGGCCAUUGAGAGUUGAGGGUCACUUGUUUAUAAUAACCAUAAAGGAAGUGUUUUUGUAACAUCGAAUUGUAAAGACAGAGCAGAGCAUACUUAUUCCCUUUGUCGUCGACAUUAUUGGGCUUCAAGAUCAGAUCAACGACAAUUCCAGCUUCUUCUUAUCUUCCCAAUCUACUACAACCACACCAAUCGCUUGCUCUCUCUCUCUCUUCGUUGCUCAUCCUCCCUCUCCGUUUCAAGCAUGGAUUGUGGUGGAGGUCCAAGUAUAUAUCCGCUGCACCGUUGCAAAACGCUUCACUUUGUGAGGCACGCACAAGGAGUUCACAAUGUAGAAGGAGAUAAGAACUAUAAAGCAUACAUGUCUCCGGAAUAUUUUGACGCACAGCUUACCCCACUGGGCUGGCAGCAGGUUGAUAAUUUGCGUAAGCAUGUUCGAUCAUGUGGGCUUUUUGAGAGGAUUGGUUUAGUGAUCACAUCCCCUCUGUUAAGGACAAUGCAAACAGCGGUUGGAGUAUUUGGUGGGGAAGGCUAUACAGACAGGAUUGAUUUGGUACCACUAAUGGUGGCAAAUGCAGGAAAUAGUGACCGUCCUGCAAUUUCAAGUCUAGAUUGCCCACCUAUCGUUGCAGUAGAACUUUGUCGAGAACAUUUUGGUGUUCAUCCUUGUGAUAGGAGGAGAAGCAUCAGUAACUAUCGGUACCUUUUUCCAGCUAUUGAUUUUUCACAGAUAGAAAGUGACGAGGAUAUAUUGUGGACAAACAGCAAGAGAGAGACAAUGGAAGAACUUGCAGCUAGGGGAAUGAAGUUCAUGGACUGGUUGUGGACACGGAAAGAAAAGGAGAUAGCAAUUGUUACACAUAGUGAAUUCUUGGUUCCCGCGCUAAAUGCGUUUGGCAAUGACUGUCACCCUUUUAUUAAGAAAGAAAUGUGCAUGGGUUUUGCAAAUUGUGAGCUUCGGUCUAUGAUUAUCGUGGACAGAAGCAUGUCAGGAUCAGAUCCCACGAUAACUAACUAUCCAGGAAAGAUUCCUCCUGGGCCCGAUGUCCCUAGUGUAGUCGCGGAUGAGAAGAAUGUCGAGCCUGAUUCUGGAUCCACAUAGAUAAAGAGCAUCUGAAUCAUUAUCUUCAGCUACAUUUAGUUGAAUAUCCCAAAUGUGACGUGACAAUAUUCGUAUAUUCGUGCGAUCGACACUCCUACUGAAGUUAGUAUAUGCGACUCAAGAUUUUAGAGAUUCGACAGGCAUUUCACAACGAGGCUUUUGGGAUUCAGGAUUGCUCUUUCUGGUUAUCAUAAGGCGGUGGCAAUGUGAUUCUCUUAAGUCUGGAGAGAUGAUGAUAUUACUGUACUCCUGUUUUUAAACUUUUGUUCUUUUCGUUUUUUGUGGUUUCGGAAACAAAUUCAAUGAGAAAUUUGUAAACACCAUGGUUUUCA
Messenger RNA from Rhododendron vialii, 1468 nucleotides. RefSeq names its product phosphoglycerate mutase-like protein 1. Gene Ontology annotation, cellular component: cytoplasm. The coding region runs from base 279 to 1136 and encodes 285 amino acids. The transcript is spliced from 10 exons. The record is from RefSeq and is a predicted model, not a curated record. Gene Ontology annotation, molecular function: phosphatase activity. NCBI's taxonomy places the organism in Eukaryota, Viridiplantae, Streptophyta, Magnoliopsida, Ericales, Ericaceae.